GAUCAAUACAUGUCCUGUACAAUCUGAACUGUACUCCUCUACUCUGUUUCUGCAAGGAUCUUCGACUCCUUCAGGAGCACUGGAUGGCUGAUCUCAAAGCUCCCUCUGGUGACCUAUAUGAAGAAUGUAGAAAUGCUCUUCCUGGUUUGUCUGUGGAGCAAACUAAACAGAUCGAGGCUGCGAUCAAAGCUGGAAACUUCUCAGGAGCAGCAUCUGUGGUGCAGAAGUUUAAUUUUUCAGACUCUGAGUUCAAUAUUGCCAUCAUGGGCAAGUCAGGUUCUGGAAGAUCAUCGUUGGUCAAUGCCAUCCUGGGUUUGGGAGAGGAAGAUGAAGGUGCUGCUGAAGCCGGUGUGCUGGAAGUGACCAAAGAACCAGUACCAUAUUGGCAUCCUACGUGCCCCACGGUGAUAGUCUGGGACCUGCCAGCAGUUGGGUCCCCAGUCUUUCAGCCAAGCACUUAUCUGAAACAAGUGAAGUUCAGUUGCUAUGACGUCUUCAUCAUCAUCGCUUCAGAGAGGAGAAGAAACUGCCAUAGCGCGCUGGCCCAGGAGAUCCACCGGCUGGGGAAGAAAUGUUACUUUGUGCGCUCCAAAGUGGACUUGGACUUAUACAAUGAAAAACACAAAAGGAGAUUUAAUGAGGAGAAAAUACUGCGGAAAAUCAGAGAGGACUGUGUCAAGAACCUGCGAAAGGAAGGGAUGAGCUCCCCACAGGUUUUCCUCGUCUCGAGUAGGGAAUUUCAGAAAUACGAUUCCCCGCAGCUGCAGAAGACUUUGCUAAAGGAGCUUUACAGCCACAAGACAGAGAUGGUCGGGACCACUGAAGCCUCCGGGAGCAGUGGAGUGGCAGAACAUUCAAAAUCUCACUGGGCAAAUUUGUUUUUGAAAUGGGGCAGCAAACUGCCUGGUCUGGCUGAGGAGGAAACUCAAGAGUUCCAGAAAGCUGCCAAAACUGGGAACCUCUCAAAAGCCCUUGCUGUGGUGAAGAAGUCCGACGAGUUGCUAAGAAAUACCAAACUCAACAUCGCUGUCACAGGGAACGCGGGCACUGGGAAGUCGUCUUUCGUCAAUGCCAUCAGGGGCCUGACUGACAAUGACAAAAGUGCAGCUUGGACUGGGACGAUGGAUGCAACAAAAAAGCCAAUUCCUUAUGACCACCCCACACACCCAAAUGUGAUUGUGUGGGACCUGCCUGGGAUUGGAACGCCGGAUCAUCCAGCAGAAACAUACCUGAAGGACGUGAAUUUUGAUCAGUAUGAUUUCUUCAUCAUCAUGGUAGGGGGGCGCGUCACUGAACUUGACAUCAUGCUUGCCAAAGAGAUCCAGAGGUCGAGGAAAAAGUUUUACUUCAUCCGCUCCAAGGUGGACAUAGACUUGGUUAAUCAAAAAGAGAAACUGAAUUUCAGUGAACAGGAAACUCUUCAGAAAAUUAGAGACAACUGUCUGGAGAUGCUGAACAAACUAAAUGUGAGCACCCCACGGAUUUUUAUCGUGUCAAGUCGGCAUUUUGAUAAGUACGAUUCUCCCCAACUGCAGGAGGCUUUGGCAAAUGACCUGGACACUCACAAGAGGCACAUUCUCCUUUGUGCCCUACCCAGCACCUCUGAAGAAAUCUUGAUAGAGAAACUGAAGACCCUGCAGGAACAGAUCUGGAAACAAGCCCUGAAGUCCUGCACUAUCGCUGCUGUUCCGGUGCCGGGUCUCUUGGUUCGGUGUGAAGUCAACAUCUUGGUGGAGAACAUGGCCGAGUACUGCAAGGCCUUUGGCCUGGAUGACGACUCCCUCUCGUCACUCGCUAAGCAGGCGGGGAAGUCUGUUCAUGAGCUGAAAUCCGUGAUACAGUCUGCAAUGGUCAAAGACGUAACAAGAGAGGAGGCUCGUAGACGGCUCAAGGAGGCCACAGGGAAACGUAUGACGGCAGCUAAAUAUCUUAUCAUCGUGGUACCACUGAUUGGUACCGGGAUAAUGGCAAAGAGAUCUUACAACAUCACAUAUGAAAUGCUACAGACGUUUUUGGAUGAAGUUGUACAAGAUGCUCAACGAGUCCUGAGAAAAGCUUUUGGAGGAGCAGAGAGGAUCCAGUAACAAUGUUACAUGGCAGAGCUUGUCCCCGGCAUCCCAGGGUAACACUGCCACACCCCUAGCAUCUUCUCUGCAAUUGUAGUGUCUCAGACCCAAGCAAGCCAACAAACCAUUUUCAGCCGGCAUGUCCAGUGCCAGUUCUCACUGUUUCCCCUUCCAGGGAUCUCGGGAAGUUCUGCUGCUCCUGCCUCUCUCAGUCAGUCCUUCCUUAGUGGGUCUUUCUAGGGUCUGUCUACACUGUACAUUAAGCCUGGGCUCUGACUUAGAUUUGAAUCCAAGCCCUGCUUCCUUCCACAGCCAGAUCAGUCUGACUCGGGCCAAUGAGCUCGUAGGUCUAGGGCCAAGAAUUCUGGUGGGGACAGGUUAGAGCCCCAAGGCCACGUGACGUAAGGCCACGCCCUGUCAUUCUGCAGCGUGGACACAACUGGGGCACCUUAAACACUAGGGCUGUGUCUAGACUGGCAUGAU
Molecule: messenger RNA, 2549 nt
Organism: Pelodiscus sinensis (Chinese soft-shelled turtle)
Lineage: Eukaryota; Metazoa; Chordata; Testudines; Trionychidae
Product: interferon-inducible GTPase 5-like
Cellular component (GO): membrane
Molecular function (GO): GTP binding; GTPase activity
Source: RefSeq, a predicted model, not a curated record